AUGAGUACAGAAUGGCGAUUUAUACCUAAGAGAGCUCCCUGGUACGGAGGAUUCUGGGAAAGACUUAUUGGCCUGACGAAGGUGACCCUUAAGAAGAUUAUUGGACGAGCGUACGUUACCCUGGAAACCCUUCAAACCAACACUACAGAGGCAGAGUGCAUGAUUAACAAUCGACCGCUGACGCACGUUCCAUCCAGUCCAGAUGAUCCUAGACCACUGACCCCAGCACACCUGUUGUAUGGCCGCCAGACGACAUCAUUACCAUAUUCCAACGACAUUUAUGCCACUAACUGUGAUGUAACGUCAGAUCACACAUCACUUACCAAGCGAGCCCGGAUGCAGCAGACGCUAAUAGACCACUUUCGGCGCAGAUGGAUGUCCGAGUACCUGACGGCUUUUCGUGACCACCACCAGAAGACAGAAUGUAACGCCCAAACGAUAAAAGUGGGUGACUUUAUACUAAUCCAUGACAACUCUCCGAGAAUACGACGAGACGAGCUACUCACUUAA
Mercenaria mercenaria is the source of this 510-nucleotide messenger RNA. RefSeq lists its product as uncharacterized. The transcript has a single exon. NCBI's taxonomy places the organism in Eukaryota, Metazoa, Mollusca, Bivalvia, Venerida, Veneridae. Gene Ontology annotation, molecular function: nucleic acid binding. Bases 1 to 510 code for a protein of 169 amino acids. The record is from RefSeq and is a predicted model, not a curated record.